AGACAGCCAUGGUGGAUGCUCUUGGUGUCGUGUUGGGCAGUAGUUUGACAGUCAUGCUUGGCGCCACUGCCUUGUACAUCCUGAUUCGCUGGUAUCAAAGCGGACGCUGCUGCUAUGAGACAAGUUUCGUCUUCAAUCUUUACAACAUUCGACAUCUGAAGUCAAUGGACCUGGAGCUGGGGCCCCCCUUUACUGUCAGCGGCUCCAUGCAUGCUCAUGGUCCUAUGUCUGGAUACCAUUACUCUCAAUUCCAGGACAACGACGUCUAGCAGCAAAUGCCUGAAAGCAAAAUGGGGACACGACUGGGGACAACACGUUACAUUCUCUUUUGUGUAAAUUCUUCACUUCACAAAAAUUUCACGCUGCAAAAAGUAGAAGUGAACCCUCCACUGGUGAACCAAUAAUAAUCUGUGAUCAGACAUUAGUCUAUGGGAGAUGAUCAAAUGAGCUGGAUCCAUGUGACCAACAGAAGCAGACUGACAGUAAUCAGGCCAUACCAGCAGUUUGAGGGGAACCCCAACCCCCCCCCCCCCCCCCCCACAAAGUGCUGUGGAAUAGUGACCUUUUUGGCAGCUGCUUCAGGUGGCUGAGAAGGUCACA
Messenger RNA from Bufo bufo (common toad), 600 nucleotides. It is a transcript of the gene SMIM35, whose product is annotated as small integral membrane protein 35. NCBI's taxonomy places the organism in Eukaryota, Metazoa, Chordata, Amphibia, Anura, Bufonidae. The record is from RefSeq and is a predicted model, not a curated record. The coding region runs from base 9 to 269 and encodes 86 amino acids. The transcript is spliced from 4 exons.